This is a messenger RNA of Corticium candelabrum, 1452 nucleotides long. RefSeq lists its product as uncharacterized. The transcript has 2 exons. Lineage: Eukaryota; Metazoa; Porifera; Homoscleromorpha; Homosclerophorida; Plakinidae. Bases 525 to 1283 code for a protein of 252 amino acids. The record is from RefSeq and is a predicted model, not a curated record.
UAGCUAAGGGUGUGAGUUUCGGUAGGCAAUCAGAAAACUACGUCGCGACGUGGUACUCACCAUCGCGAGGCGCCUACAGAUACCGUAAACUAGUUAAUUAAUUAAUAAAUUACGGCACAUGCGUAAAGUCCUUGUUACCAAUGUAUGGACGCAAUACGCAUUCUUGACAUAGACUUGUACGUGUGAAUGCUGCUGAUUAGCUAGAAGAGACCGAAAUUCGCUAAGAAUCCAACUACUUGACCAUUUAGUGUGAACGCACCAACAUUGCUACAUUUUCUCUAGCUACUACAUGUAUGUUGUUGUUGUUUUUGUAAGUAGAACUUGCCUUUCUGGAGCUGACAGGAUACCCGCAUCUUGCGUGCUCGACCUCUCUUAGUCCUGUUUUCCGGGCGAAUCUUUCCAGGAACUGGCGGAGUCAUCACUGUAGUCAGGAACGUUUGCAAUUGUGCAUCGCCGUACAACGAGAGCGAAAAAUUGAAAUAAAUUCGUUUGAAGUGACGUCCAUCGAACAACUGGCGGCAUGGAUGGCACAGCUUAGUCAAAUUUCAUCAUAUUUUGCAGAAAAUAUCUCUACCACCUGUCACCACGUUAUUCUUCCUCAAGGCUAUGCGGAUGCUCUAGGCCUAACAGUCCUACACGCAGUUCUGUAUCGUCAGUCAGAGAAUGGCUCCAUUCUUGUUGCUCGCGAUCCUACGGACGAGUUAACUCUUCAAUUGUGGGACACUCAGCAGCUGCAUAGUUUUUCUGUGGAGUAUUUUCCUCUAAUAUUUAUGAAAUUCGAGAUAAAAACUGCAUUUGACGUUCCUGUUUAUCAAAAAACCGUUUUCGAGUUCACGUCUGUCCGAGCAGCCAAGAGAGCUUUUUCCCUAGUUGAGGAGAUGGUCAAAGAAACUCGAACUUUAAAUGAUUUAUAUCAAAAACGAGAAGUUGGAGCACGUGAUGGAAACGGUUUAUCCGCCAUUUACUACGAGUCAGUCAAGCCUCAAGCGUCUGGCAACUUGAUUUCACGUAGAGUAUUUCCUUCCCAAAUCAAUGCAGAAAGGAGAGCUUCCCAUCGUCCACAUUCUACGCCGGAUUUGGCUAUUUCGAUAUCUCCGCUGCCGGAGAGGAGACUGGGGAGUGGAAUGUCUUUUCCGCCACCGCGGCGCCUGCAUCCUCAUAUGUCUCGUGCAGUUGGUCACGUGUCACCUGUACAGUCUCGUCCAUUGCCGAGACCUCGCCUACAUACGACAAGUGUUCCCCCUCGUGACGUCAUUCGACCUGGAUUUCUAGUGCCCAAGUGAUGAUUGACGGUUUACACUAGAUACUGUAUAUACAUGUAGUUGCAUGCUGUACUAUAACAUGGUUACAACUGUACGUCUUGAUUACUACGAUAAUUAGAUAUCUGAUCUAAGUCGACAACACUAAACCUAAAUGCGGCAGAAGUGAUCGAAGGUGUAGAAGAUACACUUA